AUGGAGACUAGACGCAGAAAAAAUUUGCGUGGACUCUACAGAGGAGAUUUGAGAUUAUUAAUUAUGCACAACAAGAGAAAAAUGAAAGAAGAGCUUGAGGAAAAUAAAGACAAAAAGGUCAAAAUGCUUGCUAAUUUUGAUUUCUUGGUUCCUGUUGCAUCAGUUUUGCCUGUAACAGAAGCAUUAACUGUAUAUAAGCAAUUGAAAAAUGAGGGAUUUGAAGAGAUUCAUGAAGUUUAUGAAAACAUUUCUGAGAUGAUAAAGCCUCCAGUCAGUUCAGAUAGUGAGUUAUGCAAGUUUGCUUUGUUUGAAGUAAGUGAACACAUUGUUGUGAAAGAGUAUUUCCAACGCCUCUUGAACAAUUGCAAAAAAAUUGAGGCAUCUGAAAAAGCAGCAGAGAUUUUUUGGACAACAUCUUCCAAGUACUGUGGAGAGACUGUUCGUGGUUGGGCCAAAGAAUUUCUUCAGUUUGGCAAAGUUUCUGAUCAUCAACAGGGCAAGCAUGCCAAGCGGUCUUCAAUUGUAGACGAUGAAGACCUUAAAAAGAAAGCAAUUGUUUGGCUUUGUACUCAAAAAGCAGAAAGACGAACUGUUGUGAAUUUGAAAAAGUAUCUUGAUGAAAUGCUUUUUCCAUCAUGCCUUGGUAACAACCAGAAUGUAUAUUACAAUGGACACAAAAGACAAGACGUUGUUCAGUAUCACCAUGCUUGGGCAACGCGAAUGAUGGGAUACAAACAAUGUAUGUCAGACUUUACUGGGGAAGAUGAAAAAAUUGAGGAAGGUGAAAGCCACAUCUGCAAAAAAGGUCAGGGAAGAUCUCUGAUGGUCAGCAAGUUCCAGUGUGCUUGUCAUGGCACUAUGCAACUGAAGAACCAUGCUAUCCCUCUAUUUGAAAGCUUGCACAAGGGAUGCACCAGUGUCUUUAUUUUCGACCAAAGCAGCAAUCACAAAGUAUAUGCCACGGAUGUCUUGGUUGCCACCCACAUGAUUCUAAAGCCAAAGGUCGUUUCUGAAAAUGACAAGUUCGUUUUCAAAGAUACAACGUUUUUGAAGGAUGGACGUAUCAUCCCUCAAUUGUUUUAUGAGACAGUCUUUGAAGUUGGAAGGAAAAGAAAGGGGCCAGUGGAGAAGAGACAGUUUGUUGGCGUCCAGCAGAUCCUUCAGAAGCAUGGACUUGCCUCUCCUGUGGCUGGUUCUCCUUCCAUGAUCAGGAGAUUUUAUAAAAAGACUUGGAGAUAUAUUGAAGCUUACAGCAAGUUUCUAGAUGCUAAGAAUGCUGAUGCUGAGGUGAAGAAAUUCACCUCAAGAAUCAGUAAAUCUCACCACAGCAUUGGCAUCCAUGAUUAA
Molecule: messenger RNA, 1347 nt
Organism: Phycomyces blakesleeanus NRRL 1555(-)
Lineage: Eukaryota; Fungi; Mucoromycota; Mucoromycetes; Mucorales; Phycomycetaceae
Exons: 5
Coding region: 1-1347 (448 amino acids)
Source: RefSeq, a predicted model, not a curated record